Microtus ochrogaster (prairie vole) is the source of this 1027-nucleotide messenger RNA. RefSeq names its product NADH:ubiquinone oxidoreductase subunit B5 (gene Ndufb5). NCBI's taxonomy places the organism in Eukaryota, Metazoa, Chordata, Mammalia, Rodentia, Cricetidae. Gene Ontology annotation, cellular component: respiratory chain complex I. The record is from RefSeq and is a predicted model, not a curated record.
UGGCCGCCGCUAGCAUUCGCCCUCACAGGUGGAUUGUCCCUCCCGGCUCCCGUUGCUCACCCCACUUCCUCCCCUGCCCGGAGUAGCCAUGGCGGCCAUGAGCCUGCUGCAGCGGGCUUCGGUCACCGCGCUGACAGCGCUGUCUGUCCGCCGUGCUGGCGCUAGACUCGGAGUCGGAAGCUUUCUCACACGGAGCUUUCCGAAGACUGUCGCUCCUGUGCGGCACAGUGGGGACCAUGGCAAGAGACUGUUCGUCAUCAAGCCUACUUCAUACUAUGACACUCGCUUCUUGAGGUUGCUGAAAUUCUACCUUAUGUUGACUGGGGUUCCAGUUCUGAUUGGCAUAACGCUGGUGAACAUAUUUAUUGGUGAAGCUGAACUUGCAGAAAUCCCAGAAGGCUACAUCCCAGAACACUGGGAGUAUUACAAGCACCCAAUAUCAAGAUGGAUUGCCCGAACUUUCUAUGAUUGUCCCGAAAAGAAUUAUGAAAAAACCAUGGCUAUCCUCCAGAUUGAGUCUGAAAAGGCUGAAUUGAGGUUAAAGGAGAAGGAAGUUCGAAGACUGAUGCGGUCCCGGGGUGACGGGCCCUGGUUUCAGUACCCAACCCUUGAGAAGGAAUUCAUUGAUCAUUCUCCAAAAGCAACUCCUGACAACUGAUCCAUUUAUCUAAGAACAUUAUGUUCUUUCUAGUAGAAAGAAAUGAAUAAAUAUUCUGUAUUUUUGCUCUGGUGCACACCGCCUUCCUUGGAUGUUUCUUUGUGUGGUUCAGGUGUUGUAUUCCAUGUGGGCUUUUCAGCUUCAUCUGUUUAGAUUUAUGGGGUGGUAAUAAGAACUGGAGAUCCGGGGCACUUUUGUCUGGCAGGUGGAGUGCAGCGGUCCUGGGAAUGUUCAGGACCUGCAGUUGUCUGUGUACUGCACUGCAGAUGGUGGUUAUUCAGGACUACUUGGAUUUUAACUUUCGUGAGAAAUACUGGACCAACCGCAUAAAAAAUGUUAGCUCCAUAAUAAACAGACUUUAGCAGACUA